GGGGGGGGGGGCAAUGUGGCGGUCAACAACACUAUCUGCGUGCGGGCAUGGUUCAACCGGCCCAACUGCCGCAACUCGGGCCGGAAAUCCUUCUGGUCAUUCAAUAUCAUGUGGCACUCAUUGAUCACGAUCCGGUCCAAUCACCGGGUCUGCUGCAAUCGGUUGAUGAAUGUCUGCAAAUCCUCGACCACGGCGGACUCGGGCGUGACCAACACGAUCAUCGUGCCCCCGGGUUCCGUGAAUGCCGGAAACAUGAACAACAUACUCUUGCCCCCCUCAUGGGCAUCACCGCCACCCACGGCUCUCCCCAUCUUCGAUCGCCCGCAACGCCGGCACCUGCACGCCGCGGAACUGGAUCGUCUCGGUCCCGGUCAUCCGCUGCAACGUGGUGCGCAUGUCCAUGACGUUCAACCGGUGCCGCCGCAUGGUGCGGUCCUCCUCCGCCUCAUCCUCCACGGGGAUCGCUUGCGCUUGCCGAUCCCGGGCCCCAACGCCGCGGCGGCUGCAAACCCCCAAAACCGGUGCCAAUCCGUGCUGGACAAUCGAAAUAUGGCCCAGCGGCGCUUGGUGGUGUCGGCCUGCUCCGUGAUGCCGCGCGCGUACACCAUCCCCGCCAAAUGCGACGAAUGCGCUGCCUGCAAAUCGGCAAUGUGGCUUAUCCACUGCUCCUCGUCCAUGCCAUCCUCUCCGCGUCCGCGUUCAAUACCGCCGCCGCUAAUUCCCGCUCCUCCUGCAUGUUGCUGGCGAACGCGCUCGACGGCCUCUAACUGCUGGACAAACGGCAAUACCAACCACAAAUACCACACAAUCAACUCCCCCACCUCCUGCGGCACGUAUCGGUGGAUGGUCUUCACAUCAUUGUUGGCGUAAAACCCCUUGUGGUACGCGGUGAACAACAUGACCAUCCUGUCUUCAA
This is a messenger RNA of Aspergillus alliaceus, 916 nucleotides long. RefSeq lists its product as uncharacterized. The transcript has a single exon. Lineage: Eukaryota; Fungi; Ascomycota; Eurotiomycetes; Eurotiales; Aspergillaceae. The coding region runs from base 109 to 870 and encodes 253 amino acids. The record is from RefSeq and is a predicted model, not a curated record.